AUGUUUGACAUUUAUAUCCAAAGAUAAACAAGUACAUGCUUCCAUUCAUCUAUAUAUGUGUAUGUGUACGUGGGGAUCGGAGCAAAUUAAACAAACGAGCAUUAUCAAGGGAAUACUUAUACAACUGAGUUCAAGACCAGAGUGUUUGCUGAGAAAAUGUAUGUAACAAGACUGCUUUCCAUGUACAAAAGGAACCCCCAUGCUCUUGUUGACCCACCUCCAUCGGGUCCGAGUUCAGGUUAUCUUGUAAUCAUGGAUGAAGAAUCUGAGACUUACAAUUGUUUCGGUUGCAAGAAUUCCAACAUCAGCGAUCUUCCUUUCCCUCAGAACAAAGACUUAACAAUCGAGUUCAGAUCAAGAAUAGGUGAAAAAGACCACUAUGAGUAUGAAAAAUCCAUGUUUGUUCCGGUAUUGAAUCAGCCCUUGUCUUCAAACCGCUACUACGUCAUAAGAAGGAGAGGGAAGGAACAAGGAGGAGCUAGCACGAGUUCAAGGGAAGAGGACAUGGAAACUUGUUUAUGUUUUACUUUCAUUCAUGAUGUUAAACCAAAGCCUUUAGAACCCUUCAACGAUUAUCAGCAGGUUCAGAUAAUCAAGAAAAAUCAUGGUUUCGAAGCAAAGUCUGUUGCCAUAGAUGGAAUUCCACCUGGUUUAUUGAGGAAAAAAAGGUGGAGGCUUCGUGCUAGCACUCCCCGCCAUUACAGUUUGGGCGAAGCAUUGGGUUCCAAUGACAUCUUACGUUCCAGGCUACCAGAUUUCAACUUCCCAUUGACCAAUGAUUGUUGUGAAUCAGUGGUUGUGGGAAAGUGGUAUUGUCCUUUUAUGUUUGUGAAAGAAGGAAUGAAAUCAAAGGAACAGAUGAAGAUGUCAGUGUUCUAUGAGUUGACACUUGAGCAGAGAUGGGAAAGAAUAUUCUCAAAGGAAAAUAGCGGGAAAAAUGUUGUGCUUGUAGAUGUUAUUGUUCAAACAGAAGUUGCCAAGGUUGCAGGCAAGGAUGCUGUCUGGGAUGAAAAUGGUGUUGUUGAUGGGGUAUUGUGGUUUAAGAGUUUUGAUGAUGUGGGGGCAGAGACAAGUGUUGGGUUGAGUAUGGAAGUUGUUGAGGGAAUGAAGUGGGAACAACAAAGAGUUGGAUGGAUUGCAGGGGAUAUGAGGCAAGUGAGAGUGGAAAGAGUAGAGAAGUUUGGAGGAACAAAUGAGUGGAAGAAAUUUGGGUGUUAUGUGCUGGUUGAAAGUUUUGUGUUGAAGAGAAUGGAUACAAGAUUGGUGCUAACUUGUGAUUACAGGCACACAAAUCAAAUUAGGUGCAAAUGGGAGUGAUUUUUUUCUCAAUUGUCUUACUUUGAUCUUUGCUUUUCUUUCUAAUUAGGUAGUUUAACAUAUGGUGCUUGUUAUAUAUACAUCUUAUUCAUGUAGCUACAAAUUGAUAGAAUAAAGAAUACUGUGAAUGUGGAUGUUGUUGGUUAAAAGUAGUUGUGAUUGCUAGCUUGGAAGCUGUGAAGGACAAUAUGGAUUCUGCUGAAGGUCUUUUCUAGUUUAAUAGUUUCAACAAUGUUGGAGAGAAGAACAGUGUGGGACUGAGCACUGCAAUAGUUAAGAGAAUGAAGUGGGAGCUGGAAAGAGUUGGGUGGACUGGAGGGAAAGAAAAGCAGAUCAGAGUUAAGAAAGUGGAAGAGUUUGAAGGGACUAAUGGAUGGAAGAAGUUUGGAUGUUAUGUUUUAGUUAACUUUUGUACUUACGAUAUUGGAUGGGAGCAUAGUACUUAACUAUGCUUUCAUACACUCUCUUCAACUUAGAAGCACUGAGAAUGACAAGUUCUGGGCUUUUGCCCUCCAAAUUAUCAAAAAAAAAAAAAAAAAAAAGAGAAUGACAAGUUCUACACCAAGACAAAUUCAUCCUGUUCUGUUUUCAAGUGGAUAUUACUACUAGGUCCUGUAAAGAGAGUGCCUAGUCUUGUAAUCUACAUUUUCAAUUGUGUGUGAUCUUGUUGUCUAAGAAUCAAAUUUGUUUAUUCAUUUAGUUUUUCA
Molecule: messenger RNA, 2024 nt
Organism: Lotus japonicus
Lineage: Eukaryota; Viridiplantae; Streptophyta; Magnoliopsida; Fabales; Fabaceae
Exons: 2
Coding region: 157-1317 (386 amino acids)
Source: RefSeq, a predicted model, not a curated record